ACCAUGGCGAUGAAACUGCUGACCUACGAACUGAAGAACUGGAGUAACAGCACCUGUCUGAAGCUGGCCGUGUCGUCGCGGUUACGACCCUUCGUGGCUCACACCUGUACCCAGCUGCUGCUGUCAGACAUGUGGAUGGGACGACUCAACAUGAGGAAGAACUCCUGGUACAAGGUGAUCCUCAGUAUCCUGGUGCCGCCUGCAAUCCUCCUGUUGGAGUACAAGACAAAGGCAGAGAUGUCCCACAUCCCUCAGAGUCAGGACGCCCAUCAGAUGACCAUGGAGGACAGCGAACACAACUUCCAUAACACCACCGACAACAUACAGAUGGUCAGAAUCAAUAUGAGUUCAUCUCAUCUAUUUUCUUUUCUUAUCUUACUGUGUCUGUUCUGGCAAGUACACUGGUGCUACUGGUAUUAUGAGGGUCCUGGGGUUUAGCUAUGAGGGUCCUGG
This is a messenger RNA of Oncorhynchus masou masou (cherry salmon), 453 nucleotides long. Its product is annotated as transient receptor potential cation channel subfamily M member 7-like. The record is from RefSeq and is a predicted model, not a curated record. Gene Ontology annotation, biological process: calcium ion transport; monoatomic cation transmembrane transport; monoatomic cation homeostasis. NCBI's taxonomy places the organism in Eukaryota, Metazoa, Chordata, Actinopteri, Salmoniformes, Salmonidae. Gene Ontology annotation, molecular function: calcium channel activity. Gene Ontology annotation, cellular component: plasma membrane. The coding region runs from base 4 to 438 and encodes 144 amino acids. The transcript has 2 exons.